AUGCUGAAAAAAUUGCAGGAGGAAUGUCAGCAGAGGUACGUGAGAAAUUGCUGGUAACGUCUUUCUCCUACUGCAUCGUCUUCAAACCUCUCCGCCCCUUCCAGGACACGUCCUUUCAGGUGAGGAUCCUAAAUAAGCCCCAGAUGAGCACAUUUCUCGACUGUCUUAUGAAAUGCGCCCAUAAAAAACUGCAGUUUCUAGACAAUAGUUCUUUAUAACAGAAGAAUACAUCCAUAGGCAUGGAAAAGAUGGAAGACCGGGAACUUUAAGCAGGUGAGAGGUAUGUAUCAUCGUUCUCAGUAAAGAAAGUUCGCUCUGUCAGCACUGGUCAAGUAUCGCUUGCAUGAAAGAGAUCUGCUCUCACUAUAUCUCCGCCAGGAGGGAAAGUCACGUUAUUAGGCGGCCAUCCGUCUUGAACUAAACUUUUCUAUUUUAGGACUCGACCCUCUAAAAUGUCUUUAAGAAGUUUGAGCUCAAGCUAUCAUGCGUUCGAUCAGUCUGAGAAUAGGCCUGAAGGAAACCGGGACUACCUCCUGUCAGGCAGUUUGCGGAUUAGGAGCCACAAAUCAAAUGGAGGUCGCAAGAGGCAUACAGUUUCCCUAAUCCAUUCGAGGUGUCGGUUUUGGCUUGCUUUAACUUUAUCUUAACGCCAUGAUGACCUAUCUUGUCCCACCCCUUUCCCCGAGUGUCUUUUUUUCUGAUCUUCGAUUUUACCUUAACAUGUGCUUUAGAAAAUAAUGAGCCACUGAGUUUGGUGCCGAAAUUAGAGUACAGUUAUUGACCUAACUCAUGAAAUGUGUCGAAAUUUACGAAUGAUUGCCAAUCACUCGCAAAUCGACACUAUUUCAUGAGUCCGAUUUCUAUGUUAAUUAACUACAAGUUUAAAAGAAUUAAAAAAAUAAAAGAAUUGUUAAAGGCAGUGCUGCAUUGUUUAGAAAGGCCGAUUUAUUUUGAAAAGCGCAAUAUCCCGAAAACGUCAGAAAUGGCUCUAAUUAAGUAAAGUUCGUUUGUAGAUGGCCGGAUAGAUCUUCGCGUCCGCAUCAUCGAGACGAGGCUCCGUCUGGACCACCGUAAGCGGCCACGUGACAAAUGAACCCAGAGGUCCAAGGCUAAUUCUGGUCGUUCUUCCAAUACACCAAAGUCGUGGCCCAUAGUGUAGUUUGGCAGCCGUCUGGGAUAGCCGAGCAGCCCUAUUUAGGGAGGCACUGCUUGUCCACAAGACGGGGGGCUAGAAAAUGUGCCCUACAAAUUGCUGGUAGCCACGCUGUCUGUAGGCUGACUGUGGCCGCAGACAAAACACACACGGUCAAAACAGCCAAAACCGAAACAACAACAACAACAACAACAACAACAACAAUCACUCUCUUCCUCUUCCAGCCUAUUCUUCUUCUUCUCCUCCUCCUAGUUUUCGCCGCUGCAAUCGCCAGACUGGCAGGGUGAGUCCGCUCACUCUGGCAGCCUGGAAUGUUCGUUCCCUUUUAGACAAUCCGAGGAACAACCGACCGGAACGGAGGACAGCGCUAGUUGCCCGGGAACUGGCGCGCUACCAGAUGGACAUCGCCGCACUCAGCGAGACUCGAUUCUCCAAACAACUGGAGGAGGUGGGUGCCGGCUACACCUUCUUCUGGAGUGGUCGACCCAGGGCAGAGCGACGAGACGCGGGUGUCGCCUUCGCCAUCCGGACCGACAUCGUGGGACGACUGCCCUGUUUGCCGCAGGGCAUCAACGAUCGCCUGAUGAGCCUCCGCCUGCCUCUCUGGGGAGGCAAAUUCGCCACCAUCAUCAGGGUCUACGCUCCGCCAAUGACCAGCCCUGACGCCACAAGGGACAAAUUCUACGAUGACCUGCACGCCCUCUUGGAGACUGUGUCGAAGGCGGAUAAGUUGACUGUGCUUGGUGACUUCAACGUCCGCGUUGGUACAGGCCAUACUGCCUGGAGGGGAGUGCCAGGUCCUCGUAGUCUCAACAGCUUCAACGACAAUAGCCGGCUCCUUCUCUGCAUCUGCGCAGAACACCGACUCAUCUUGACGAACACCUUCUGCAUGCCGAUGCGAAAGAAGGCCACCUGGAGGCAUCCUCGGUCGCGUCAGUGGUACCAGCUGGACCAUGUCCUCGUCCAGAGGCGAGACCGGCGGGAUAUGCUGGCGACAAAGGCGAUUCCGGGUGCUGACGGCUGGACUGACCAUCGCCUCGUCAUCUCGAAGAUGCGUAUUCGCCUACAGCCUCGCAGGAGACGUCAAAGUAUAAGACCCCGAGGUAAGUUGAAUAUUGCCUUGUUGUCUUUGCCUGAUCACCAUGUCCAUUUCAGCAACGAGCUAGCUCAACGGCUAUAAAGCCCUCCAGCCGCUGUCGCCGCUUGCGCAGCCGCUGACAAUAGCACCUCCGUGGAGAACCGAUGGUGUCAGCAGCGGGACGUAGUCCAGUCGAUGGCGCUGGCCAUACUCGGUCGCACAUGCCGUCAACACCAGGACUGGUUCAACGACAACGACACCGCCAUCAGCAACCUACUCGCCGGGGGGAACCGCCUGCACAAAGCAUACGUCGACCGCCUCACCGACGACAACAGAACUGCUUUCUACCGUUGUCGUCGCCUCCUACAACAGCGACUGCGCGAGAUGCAGGACGCCUGGACUGCUCGCAAAGCUGAGGAGAUCCAAGGCUACGCGGACCGGAACGAAUGA
Molecule: messenger RNA, 2681 nt
Organism: Spirometra erinaceieuropaei
Lineage: Eukaryota; Metazoa; Platyhelminthes; Cestoda; Diphyllobothriidea; Diphyllobothriidae
Source: the annotation of a GenBank genome assembly